AAGAGAGAGAUCCAGAGAGGAUGUGUUUUAGUAAGGUUGGAUUUAUUGCGUUUAUAGCCAUGGUGAUCAACUGCACUGCACUGAUGCAGCGGAAAUCACAUAAAAUAGAUGCGGUAGUUGCAGCAGCAGAGAAAUAUUUUGGGGUGAGAGAUUUUACUGUAGAUCUAUAGGGCGUUUUGAGAGGUGGUGCCAUCCUCCCGACAGCCUAGUGUAGGAUCGUUUAGGGCCAAAGUAGCGGGAUAGGGUGCUGGGUUUUUGGGGAUAGUGUAUAGGUGCAGGAUUAGAUGGUGGUACAAUUUAGGAUUUCCCAUUCCCCUUUUCUUUUUGUGACCAAAAUGUGCAAUCUGCACUCCAAACUACGAAAGGCAGCAACACAGCGUCUAGUCGGCCGGGAAAGCCACACGAAGAAGAAAACACUUCCUAGUUAACAACAGGAGCAGCAGCAACUUGUAUUGCUAGUCAAAUCGUGAAAAGUAUCAUACAAUUGAUAAAAUGGGCAAGCGAUCUAGUAAGAUGUGAAUGUAUCUAACGUCAGCUUGCUAGCUACAUGAUAAGAAAAUGACACGGCAUGGCUUUAUCUCUUGCAUUACCUACUUAGGAAUAUGAAUACAGUAACGUUAAUUACAGUAGCUAGCUUAGCUGCUAGCUGACUUAUUGUCGAACAGGUUGGACAACUAACGCUAUGGCUUCUAUCAUGGAACGUGUCCUGUCCAAGCUUAUGAAUAAAAAUGUACUUUUCACUGUGUCGUUUCUCGUACGACUUGUUAUGGUCAGUUUUGGCGUCUAUCAGGACAGAACUAUGGUAGUGAAAUACACUGAUGUUGAUUAUCACGUGUUUACAGAUGCGUCGAAGUUCAUCACGCAGGGCCAGUCUCCAUACCACAGAUCCACCUACCGCUACACCCCUCUACUAGCAUGGAUCCUGACCCCUAACAUCUACCUCAGCCAUGUCUUCGGGAAGCUUCUCUUCAUCACAUGCGACGUGCUCUCAGGCCACCUGAUCUACCUUAUCCUUCGCCAGCGGGGACUUAGCUGCGAGGCUGCCUGCCGUGUCUGCUCCCUGUGGCUACUCAACCCGUUACCGGCCGGUGUGUCCAGCCGAGGCAACGCCGAGUCGGUCCUAACAGCCCUGGUUCUGGCCACACUGCUCUGCCUGGAGCUGAGGCAGCUCCCCAUGGCAGCCAUCUUGUACGGUCUGGCCGUCCACAUGAAAAUUUACCCGGUGACUUAUGCCCUGCCUAUUGCCCUAUCCCUACAGAGAAAGGAGAAUGUGGAGGAGAGGGGAGUGGGGUGGUGGAGGAGAGCUCUUGGGUUUCCCCUCAGGCUAUUGAAUAAGGAGCUGUUUCUGUUUGCCGGUGUGGCCGGAGUGGUGUUCUGUGGAUUGACUGUCCUGUUUUAUAACAUGUACGGCUGGGACUUCCUCCAGGAAACCUACCUGUACCACCUGACGCGGAGGGACAUCCGCCACAACUUCUCCCCUUACUUCUACAUGCUGUACCUGACUGCAGACAGCCCCUGGAGCCUGGCCCUGGGUCUGGCUGCCUUCCUGCCCCAGGCCCUGCUGCUGUUCCUGGUCUCCCUGGCCUUCCACACAGACCUGGCCCUCUGCUGCUUCCUCCACACCGCCAUCUUUGUCUCCUUCAACAAAGUCUGCACUUCCCAGUACUUCCUGUGGUAUCUAUGUCUGUUUCCUCUCGUCCUACCUCGACUGACCCUGUCACCAAAACAAGGAGUAGAACUCUUGGCUCUCUGGUUUGCUGGACAGGGUAUAUGGUUGGCCCCUGCGUACUACCUGGAGUUUGAGGGAUACAACACCUUUCUGCUCAUUUGGCUGGCUGGACUGAUGUUCUUGAUCAUUAACUCAUUCAUAAUGGUACAGAUUAUAACCCAUUACAAUCCAUCAGACACUACACAGAGAUUGAAAGCAGAGUGAUAUCUGGACAACUACUUGAACACUUAAUUCUACACUCCUUGGAUGUAAGGGAUCAAGUGAAGACAUUUCACUAGUAGACAACUUAGUUGCUGAUAAUUGCAAUGCAAUUGUUAUUUUGUCUAUAUGGGAAUUUUGUAUAUAUAAAAACAAAAAUACCUGG
Messenger RNA from Oncorhynchus tshawytscha (Chinook salmon), 2093 nucleotides. RefSeq names its product phosphatidylinositol glycan anchor biosynthesis, class M (gene pigm). The coding region runs from base 683 to 1933 and encodes 416 amino acids. Lineage: Eukaryota; Metazoa; Chordata; Actinopteri; Salmoniformes; Salmonidae. The record is from RefSeq and is a predicted model, not a curated record. Gene Ontology annotation, molecular function: alpha-1,4-mannosyltransferase activity; GPI mannosyltransferase activity. The transcript has 5 exons. Gene Ontology annotation, cellular component: glycosylphosphatidylinositol-mannosyltransferase I complex; membrane. Gene Ontology annotation, biological process: GPI anchor biosynthetic process.